GCAAUGAUAUAUCUUGCCUGCUGAGCACAAUUGAUAAUGCAGAUCGGUAGUACUAUUUUAAGACAGCUAUCGGUAUCAGACUGGAUGAUAUUGACCUCCAGAAGCUUAAGUUGCGCACCAGCCCUCCUCGCCCUUGUUUCGAAUAGGUCUUUGUCUCACUCAAGUGAACAGGCUUUGCAUCUUCGUAUUAUCACUGUGAAGCAGUCUGUCCCUUUGUGGGUUUUGAGGCCAUGAGCAAGAGCCAGCCAG
Messenger RNA from Colletotrichum navitas, 249 nucleotides. RefSeq lists its product as uncharacterized. The transcript has a single exon. Bases 37 to 234 code for a protein of 65 amino acids. Lineage: Eukaryota; Fungi; Ascomycota; Sordariomycetes; Glomerellales; Glomerellaceae. The record is from RefSeq and is a predicted model, not a curated record.